AUGAGCGCACAAUGCCAUAGCGCGAGCGAUACCACAUCAUUGAAUUCCGAAAUAACAACGUAUCGCUAUGAGAAUGGACGACGAUACCAUGCAUACAAGGACGGAGCUUAUUGGGCUCCGAAUGAUGAUAAACAGAAUACACAGCUAGAUAUCGCCCACCACAUGUUUACAUUAUUGCUGGAUGGCAGGUUACAAUUAGCGCCCACCGGGAAUAGCAUUCAGAGAGCACUUGACAUUGGCACCGGUACUGGUAUUUGGGCCAUUGAUUUCGCGGAUGAACACCCCUCUGCCGAAGUCAUCGGUACGGAUCUGUCGCCCAUCCAGCCAAGCUUCAUCCCCCCUAACCUGCAAUUCGUGAUUGAUGAUGCGUCGGAGGAUUGGAUCUAUCCUGCGAACUACUUCGAUCUGAUUCACACCCGUACUUUGUACGGAGCAAUUGCGGACUGGCCACAAUUCUACCGCAAAGCCCUUAGACAUCUGCGUCCUGGAGGAUGGUUCGAUCAACUCGAGAUGUCCAUACAAUUCCGAUCAGACGACGAGACAUUAACGGAGGACCAUGUGUUAUCAAUCUGGUCGAAGACGUUCAUCGAGGCCGGUGAGAAACUAGGGAAGACUUUCCGCAUUGCUGAGCUAGCGGCUGGCUAUAUGCGAGAUGCAGGCUUUCAGAAUGUUGUUGAGCACCGGUACAAGUUGCCGGUGGGUCCGUGGAGCAGAGACAAAAAGCUGAAGAGUCUCGGGAUAUGGAAUCUAGUUCAUUGCGAGCAUGGCAUUGAGGGCUGGGCUAUGGCCUUGCUUACGCGGGUAAUGAAGUGGACCUUCGCGGAAGUACAGGUUUUCUUGGCUCAAAUGCGCAAAGGCCUGCGGGAUCCAAAUAUUCAUGCUUACUUUGAAGUCGUCGCAGUUUAUGGCCAGAAGCCUAUACACACCGUUUAG
Messenger RNA from Aspergillus fijiensis CBS 313.89, 933 nucleotides. RefSeq names its product class I SAM-dependent methyltransferase. The record is from RefSeq and is a predicted model, not a curated record. Bases 1 to 933 code for a protein of 310 amino acids. Lineage: Eukaryota; Fungi; Ascomycota; Eurotiomycetes; Eurotiales; Aspergillaceae. The transcript is spliced from 8 exons. Gene Ontology annotation, molecular function: methyltransferase activity.